Messenger RNA from Brassica napus (rape), 693 nucleotides. RefSeq lists its product as uncharacterized. The transcript has a single exon. Lineage: Eukaryota; Viridiplantae; Streptophyta; Magnoliopsida; Brassicales; Brassicaceae. Bases 211 to 609 code for a protein of 132 amino acids. The record is from RefSeq and is a predicted model, not a curated record.
CGAUCGUUGCUAGGGAGUGGAAGCAUAUAUUUUUAAAAAUAACUUUAAUACUUACUAUUCAGUUAAAGCUUCAUCUGUCGGUCACAUACAUAGUAGAUAAUAUUUCUAACCUAAAGGGUGGUUUCUACAAGUUUGCAUCGGCACAUAAAAGCAAGAGAUAGAAAGAAAGAAGAAGAGUUUCUCUCAUCGUAAUCAUCAUCAAAAAUAAUCAUGGCGUAUGGAGACAGCAGAUCAGGACCGUCCAUCUUGGAUUCAUUCUCGCUUUCGCCUCUACCGUACCCGGUCCUUUUAAUCCUAGCCGUGGCUUCGGUGUUCCUAAUGACAUCAUGGUACUGGAGCUUCGAAGAUGCAGCAGAAUCCGCGGGAGAGCAGAUGAAUCUUGCUCUUCUCUUGAUCCCUCUCCUUCUCAUAGUCUUGGUUAGGUGGUUAUCCACCGUGGAGAAUCCAGACGCGUUUCUAGGGAUGUUUUCGAACCGUCGUCAGACGUACGGGAGUCCCAACGCCGGGGACGAAGGUGGAAGCUCGCCGUGGGGAGUGGCGGCGAUUAUAGUUCUGUUGCUUGUUUUGCUUCAGUAUCAGUCAAGUUUCUUGGAGAUGUGGUUUGGUUGAUUUAAGUGUAGUUCUUUUUUCUUUUCUUUUUAUGUUUUUGUCGUUUAUUUUAGUGCAAUAUAAAAAAUGAUUUUCAGAAUUUUA